Tarenaya hassleriana is the source of this 1274-nucleotide messenger RNA. RefSeq lists its product as uncharacterized. Bases 130 to 1095 code for a protein of 321 amino acids. The transcript has 7 exons. The record is from RefSeq and is a predicted model, not a curated record. Lineage: Eukaryota; Viridiplantae; Streptophyta; Magnoliopsida; Brassicales; Cleomaceae.
CUUAAUAGCGGCCCAAUUUUAUGUAGGACCGAUGGGCCUCAAGUGGGGACCACCUAUCCUGUUCGUGUCCAUUGUUCAUCUUCGUUGAGCUUAUGGCGCAGAAACGAGCGAGAGGUGAAAUUUUUCUCGAUGGGUUUCACUGUACUCCGAUCAAAUAUCUUCUCGACCCAUUUGCCGUUUAGAGAUCACCCGGUCGAAACCCUAACCCGAAUCCGAAACUCGGGAGUUCCGGGUCGGAUCGUCUUCCGGCUCCCGACCUCUCACCAGCUUCAGUUUCGCGGUAAUGUCGCCGGAGCUGAUGGUUCCGGCGCCGUUAAACGACGACGUUUGACUUUGGCCGCGAGCUCUCUCGAUCUUCCGCUUCUGCCCUUCAACAUGAACGAGGUUCUUGUUCCGACAGAGAGUAAAACGCUGCAUCUGUAUGAAGCAAGGUACUUGGCUUUACUUGAAGAGUCAUUACAGAGGAAGAACAAUCUGUUCGUGCAUUUCGUUUUGGAUCCCGUUUCGAUAAGUCAAACAGCAACCGAGGCAUCUUUUGCUGCCAGAUUCGGCUGUUUGGUCGUCAUAGAAAGUGUUGAGAGAUUAGACGUCGGUGCACUUGUCUGUAUAAGAGGCGUCGGUCGUGUCAAGAUAUCCAGGUUUUCAGUUUCGGAAGCAGAUCCUUAUUUGUCCGGGGAGGUCAACCCAAUGCGAGACUAUCUGGUUCUCGAGAGCGAUGAACUGAACUCUAAAGUUGCUAAGCUGAAGGAAUCUAUCAGAAACCUAAACAGCUUGGAGAUCAAACUCAAGGCUCCGAAAGAAGCGCCGCUACAAACUCGUAUAUACAAUUCUCUGAACUGGGCUGAAACCGAAACGCCAUUAGAAUGCGACGAAGCGUUCUUCCCAUCUACUGCAGAACGUGUUUCCUUCGCAGCACUUCAACCCGUUUCGGGAUCGACUGAAUCGGAAGUAACGAGGCUGCGAGAGGAGAAGAUAAGAGCGAUGGGGAUGAAGGAUACAGUGAAAAGGAUUGAACUUUCAAUGGAACUGAUAAAGGAGAACAUAUCUUCAGUUGCGGCCAAGCUCGCUAUCCAAUCUUUGGGUAUAAAGCCCUAAACCCAAGCCUUCAGAAUCAGGAGUCAGGACACACUUCAUGUACCAUCAUCCCCUAUCAAUUCUUUCUUUUAAAUAAUUUUUUUUUUUGUGGGAAUGUAAAAUGUGCACUGAUCCCCCAAAAGGAAAGCAUAAUAUAUAUAUAUAUAUAUAUAUAUAAUAAGCGAAUUUAUUGAUUGUUA